AUAACACUUAUCGCUAAUACCCCUAACAAGAUUUCAACAAAAAGGUUUCUCUUCCCUUUAAAAGGCAAUCAUCUUUAUUCAAUUUUGCAUUCAUGUCUUUCACCAUCUUCCUCUUCGAAGGUCGUCCCUAAUCCUAUCCCUUCCUCUUCAAAAAUGAUCAACACGUCUCACAUCAUCUCUCUCGUGGCCAGAGCGGCUCCAGAUGGAUCAAUCAUUUCAGGUGCAGAUCCGACAAAAGUCAGUACAAGUGAUCCAAUCAGAUUAUUCAUCAUUCAAGCUUCAAUCGUAAUCAUCUUCACACGUAUUCUAGCAUACUUUUUGGCAAAGAUCAAACAACCUUCCGUUAUUGCUGAAGUAAUUGGUGGUAUUUUGUUGGGUCCUACCGUUUUUGGUCGUAUUCCCGGCUUUACACAUCACAUCUUCCCAGAUGCUUCUAUUCCUUAUUUCAAUUUGGUCGCCAAUCUUGGUUUAGUCUUAUUCCUCUUUUUGGUUGGUUUGGAAAUCGAUACAAGAAUUAUUAAACAAUGUGGCGUUGCUGCAACAAGCAUCAGUUUGGCUGGUCUACUGAUCCCCUUUGGUCUCGGUUCAGCCAUUUCUGUCGGUAUCUAUAAUGACUUCAUCGACGGCUCAAAAGUCUCUCUAGGUCACUUCAUCCUUUUCACAGGCGUAGCAAUGGCAAUCACUGCUUUGCCCGUCUUGGCAAGAAUCGUGCUGGAUAUGAAGCUGAUGAAGACAAAAGUCGGUGUUGUGGUACUGGCGGCAGGUGUAGGAAAUGAUGUUGUUGGAUGGAUUCUAUUGGCUCUGGCUAUCGCUCUCGUCAAUGCAUCUUCCGGUCUUGCAGCUCUGUACAUCUUCCUCGUCGUUGUCGGUUGGUGUUUACUACUGUUCUUCCUUAUCCGACCAUGCUUCGUUUGGCUUGCAAGGCGUGAUGGCUCACUGUCAAGGGGUCCGACGCAUUUAAUGAUGACUCUCACAAUCUUGCUCGUCUUUGCUUCAUCUUUCUUGACAGAUUGUAUCGGUGUACAUGCAAUCUUUGGAGCAUUCUUGGUCGGUCUAAUCAUUCCUCACGAAGGUGGUUUCGCAGUCGCAUUAACCGAAAAGCUUGAAGAUAUGGUUUCAAUCGUCUUUUUGCCACUUUAUUUCGCAUUGUCUGGUCUACGUACAAAUUUGAGCACUUUGGAUACCGGUUUAAUUUGGGGUUACGUCAUCGCCAUUUGCUUGAUUGCAUUCCUUUCCAAAUUCAUCGCAUGCGCUGCUGCUGCUCGUGUAACAGGAUUCAACAAUCGCGAAUCGGCUGCCGUUGGAACUUUAAUGUCUUGCAAAGGUCUUGUCGAGUUGAUUGUUUUGAAUUUAGGUUUAAGUGCUGGCAUCUUGGACACACGUGUAUUCAGUAUGUUUGUGGUGAUGGCAAUCGUUUCUACUUGCCUUACAACUCCUUUGACAAUGCUGGUAUAUCCCAAGCGCUUCCAUACCUUCUUCACCGAAGAUGAUUUCAAGAAAAAGGAUGACAAACGCCGUCAAGGAGAUGAUGAAGAAGGAGAUCAAGCAGACCCGAUCAAAUCAAAAUCAUUGGCCAAGAAGUACCUAUUCGUUCUCGAUCGAUUUGAUGAUUUGCCAGGUCUUUUGAACGUGGUGCAAGUGUUGAGACCUUCAAGCGAUUUGCAUUUGCGUAACCCACAAUCACACUCAACCAGCAAUGCCAGAAGACGGAACAAUGCAAGCACAGAGAAGGGCGACGAAAGUGGAAUCUCUUCUGAAAGCAGUCACGAAGUCAACGUUCCUGUAUUGCUAGAUGGACAAGCUUCGAGAUCCAUAAUUCCCAAAGCACCCGCUUCUGUUGAUGCUCUUCGAUUGAUGGAAUUGACAGAACGUACUUCAGCAGUGAUGAAAGUUGCUGAACACGAUGAAACAGUUCAAGCAGAUCCUCUCAUCAACGUCUUCCGCGCCUUUGUCAGAUUGAACAGACUUCCCAUUCAGGCAGCAAUGCAGGUUGUUCCGAUUGAUGAAUUCAGUAGCACGGUCGUCACUCGGGCGCAGAAUUCCAAAUCAGAUUUGGUCGUGCUUCCUUGGACUUUGCCAUCGACUGGUUUAUUGGGAGGUAGUCAAAAUGAAACGACUGGUGUAUUGCGUGGACCCGUUGAAAGAUUCUUCGGCGCCGGUUCUUCGGAUGUUUCUAGCGUUGCAAGGUACUAUCAAGCUGCAUUCGUUCGUAAAGUUAUUCAAACAAGUCCAUGCCAUGUAGGAAUGUUAUUAGAACGCUCUUCAGGCGGACAAUUUGCUGCGCAAUCUUCUACUGUCGGAUGGGGUCAACAUGUCGUUUUCGCUUUCAUGGGCGGUCCGGAUGAUAGAUGUGCGCUUGAACUUUUACGAGAAUGGUGCAAAGUGAAUGAAGAUGUGUAUGCUACCAUUUAUCGUUAUCGUAAAUCGGAUGCUGAUCUUGCUGGCGCUAACCUCAACUCUCCUCCGAUGACGAUGCAAAAUGUGGAUACGGUUCAUAAAACUCAAGCUGCAAGUGCUGUUUAUGGAAAUUUGUCAGUGCAUGAUACUAUGUAUCCCAGCUCAAACUUGAACCCUCUACAAGCCCAACUACAAGAUGAUAUCGCCAUUGAAGAAAUCUUGAAAGCAUGUCAAACAGAUCAAGAUCUUGGUCGUCGUUUACGCAUGUUUGAAAAGAUUACUCCAACUCCAUUGGCACACCUGAUCGAAACAAUCGGUCAAAGGAAAGCUACAGACGAACAGAAAGAAACGCCAAGCGAAAUCGAAUCAGAUGACUUACCACCUGCAAGUUUGAUCUUGUUAGGUCGUAAUCGUCGUUUGCCAACGAUUACUCAUCGUGACGAAUUAAGAGCUUUAUUACGAAAACAUGAUGCAUCUACAAAAGAUGCAUCUUCCUCUUCAAACACUACUGAAUCUCGCUUGAUUGAUGGUGAAAUGAGCAAGAUUGUCGGUCAAGCUGCUUUGGCUGUUUGUGGUGUUGGAAAAUGCACUUUGCCCGUCUUGGUUGUUGCAAGUAGCUUGCACCAACGUGUUGUUGGUGAAGAUAAUUGAUUCGUUUAUUUUUUGCUCUGAAUGUACUAUUAUUAUUAUACCCUCCCAUCAUGAUUACCCCAUUGUUCCUUGCAUCAUUUAUUGUUCUUCUGCUAGAUGUAGAAUUACGCACGACUUCAAUGAUUUAUGACCUUAACGAUU
This is a messenger RNA of Meira miltonrushii, 3189 nucleotides long. RefSeq lists its product as uncharacterized. Gene Ontology annotation, molecular function: antiporter activity. Gene Ontology annotation, biological process: proton transmembrane transport. Bases 154 to 3048 code for a protein of 964 amino acids. The record is from RefSeq and is a predicted model, not a curated record. NCBI's taxonomy places the organism in Eukaryota, Fungi, Basidiomycota, Exobasidiomycetes, Exobasidiales, Brachybasidiaceae. Gene Ontology annotation, cellular component: membrane. The transcript has a single exon.